UUACACUUUAAUUUCUAUUGUAUACUAAUUUUAUUACUUAUGAGAAUAAUAUACAAUUAUGAAUGAAUGAAAAUAAAUAUAUCACUGUUAGUUUUAUCCCCCAUGGAAUAGAACAUUGUAAAUGACAUAAUGAAUAUAUGUGUAUGGCACAGAUCUUUACUAAUACUCAUACUGAUAAAAUACGUGAAAUGUGCUGAUAAGCCUACGGAACAACCUCCCGUUAGUAGUGAAAGUGACAGCGAUGAAGAUGAUAAUUUUGAUGUAAUAGUAAAAGGAGUCCAAGAACUUCUUGAAGAUGAUGAUGAUAAAACUGCUGGAGAAUCAUUAGUUUCUGAUAAUGUGAUUCAACAUGGACUUGGACCUCUCAUGGGUCAAGGAUAUACACCACCAACAUAUACACCCCAGCCACGCCAACCAUAUCCACAACCUGUACAACAGUAUGUACCUGGACCAACUCAACAUCAACAAUUACCAAGGGCAAUUCAUUAUGAACAAAUUAGAGUACCUAGACCACCUAUUUUCGGAAACAGAGUUCCAAUAUAUCAACCAAGACCACCAAUAAAUAUACUUAGACCAAUAUUAGCUCCACCACCCAUACUACCCUCAUCAGGUCCAAAAUCACAACCAGAAAUAACAAAAGAUAAAGAUUUAGAAUUGAUUAAAUUGUUUAAAAAUGAUGGUGAAGGAAAUUUGGUUGAAAUGUCUGGAAAAGACUAUUGUAUAAGAUUCAGGAAUGCACAUAAAAUUAAAAUUCUAUUCAGAUCUGAACUUGAAAAGGUGGUUUUUAAGGAUGACACUAUUUAUACUCAUUUACCUGGAAAACCGUAUUGCACAGAAAUGACCUAUAACAAAAAUAAUUCUGUUUUUGUUUUUAAUCGUAAAGGUGGAUUUCUCUAUGCUGAAAGCCGUGAAAAUCAGUGGAGAAUAAAAUUUAGAAAUUUUCCAGAAUUUGUUCAAAUUUAUGCUCAAGAUCAUGAAAAUAGACAGUUUCAACUUACUGAAGGACACUACUAUCUCGAUCUCACUUCAAAGGGAUCUUACAAAUUUUCAUUUAUACCAGGUGUAAAGUGUACUAAAAUUGUGAUUAAUGGCUCUGUUGUUUGGAAAAAAACAUAUGCUGAAUUUUAUCCAAUAAUAGUAACUGUUACCAAAAGAUUGAAUGUAAUUCUUCAUUUUAAAGAUUAUUUUACUGUUUUCGGAUAUUUUAAAGGAAAUUUUAGGAAAAUAUUCACCAAACAAAACAUAGAAGACAUCGAUGAUUGGUAGACCAAUUAUUAU
Theileria parva strain Muguga is the source of this 1278-nucleotide messenger RNA. RefSeq names its product SVSP family protein. NCBI's taxonomy places the organism in Eukaryota, Apicomplexa, Aconoidasida, Piroplasmida, Theileriidae. The transcript has 3 exons. Bases 130 to 1266 code for a protein of 378 amino acids. The record is from RefSeq and is a predicted model, not a curated record.